UGUGUGUGGGAGUAAGAGAAAGAGAGGCACAGAGGCGGGCCUGGGCUGGGGCGCGAGGUAGUGAAAUGUGGCUUGGCGCGAGCGUAGACUUUUGUGUGUCAGUGCGGCGCUGUAGUUCGAGCGGGACAGUCCCUUGCUCCUCUGUCGCUCCACACACGAAGCGUCUCCCCGCGCUACCGGAGUCCCUCUUGUGCUUGUGUGUGCCCCUAGUGAGUCGUGACUGCUCCGGCGCUCCUGACGAAGGGAAAUUUUUAGAAAAGGAGAUAAAAGGUAAAAGGAAAAAAGAUAAAAAAAGAAUAAAAAAGAAUCUUGGUAUGAGAAACGAACUUACUGAAAAUAGAAACUCAACACAACGGCUUUAGAAACAUGAAAACUAAAUAAAAAUAAAGAAAAACCCAAAAUUGCAAAAUACUAAAAAAUUAACAUCAGAGAACCAUAGAAUAUUUCAACACCAUUAAAAAUCGAAGCGAAGAACGGCAACUCAAUUUGUUUUUCAUCACCACACGAAAAUAGAAAAGAGAGAGAGAGAGAGAGAGUGAGAGAGCACAAAACACGAACUUCCUAACUACCUAACUUCAGUAUUUCAUCCCCUUGUGUGCGUUUUCGUGAGUCGGUGAACGAAAAAACAAGAAACACAGUGUUCUGACUUGCUUCCAUUGUUUGUGGCGUCAAAAAAACAGAGCCUUGUCAAAUGUAACACUGUAUUUAUUUUUCUGUGGUGAUUAGAUACUGAGUUUAUUGAUGACCGUAACGCAACACUCCCGCAGCAACUGAGAUUUGUUACUUGUGUUGAUAGGAAAUGUAUAUAUGACUGUAAAUAGACGUGUAUGUUAUAGAGAUAUAUAUAAAUUGUUAGGUGACAUAUAUUUUUGUGACUUUUGGCGUUGGUACUUCAAAAUCUGGAAAUGAAAUAGAAAAGAAAUAACGUAGAAAUUGAACAUAAAUUGAAGUGAAACAGGAAUUUAUUUGUGGAGUGAUGUUGGAGGAAACGGAUUUGGGAUUCAGAAUUUAUAUGUUCUAUGGUGAGUGAGGAAGAUCGAGUGACUGCUUCGACUUUCCUUCCUCACAUCCUUCCCACGUUUUCUGAAGUGUUUUUGGCAGACGACUAAACCAAACAGACAAAACUGAAGGUAAAUUUCACAUCACUCACUAUCAAGAACAAGGAUUUAAAGUGUUCUGUGUUAAUUCUAUGGCUGAGUAACAUUUAGAAAUACUCAGGUGUUGAUUGCCUUUGUGUUGACAGUGGAAAUUGUAGUUGAAGUGUUGAUGAGUGUUUGAUUUGAGAUAUUCCUACUUCAUCAACACAAGGAGAGCGCUUAACUCCCAGGGAACUUUUAACACUAACAACACAAUUACCACCAGUGUUAGUGAGUCUUGCACCAGAACACUAGCUACAACACCGAUAGAAAGACAAGCCCGUGAAGGAAAACUUUUAAGACGCUCCUUGGACGCAACUCAGUGCAACACAACACAGAAAAACAAACAGGAAAUGAAGUAAGUCCUGAAAAAAAAAGAAACUGCCAAAACACCCAUUCUUCCAUUCUCCCUCGGAAGUGUUGCAAUAAAACCAAACUCAAACACUCCUAGAAGACAAAAAAACAACAACAACACAGGAAAAGAGAGGCGAGAAGGGGAAGAGGAAUCGAACACUGGACAUUUAACGCUCUGAACCUACUCCCACCACUGAGCCACGCUGAAGUGAUAAGGACAAGUGUUACAUAAAGAGACAUUUAGUUAGCGCAUUUUGACCCCAGGAAACAAUAUACCACAAUACCAUAAAACCACAAGACCACGCAACACCAGAGAGGCAUUUAGCUAGCGCAUUUUGACCCAAGGAAACAAUAUACCACUAUACCAUAAGACCACAACACGCAACACCAGAGAGGCAUUUAGCUAGCGCACUUUUGACGAGAAAAAACGAUAUGGGAGUGGAAAAAGUUAUCCAUUUGAAAAUAUAAAAGGAAAAAUAUAAUCGAUUAGUGUUUUCUUAGCGCGUGGGUGUGGUGAGGUAGUGUGCGUGUCCGCGGGCGCGCUGGAGAGGACAAUGGAGGAGGAAAGGACGUUUAAAGAGACGGUUCGGAAUCAUAAGAGGAUCAGUAUUCGAUAUGAGAUCAGAUCCUCUUCAUUCGAAAACGGGAGAGUGGUGCCAUGGACAAGAUCAGCAUCCAGUGACCUCAUCUCAAGGCGUGGUGUGUUCAGCAGACGACAUUAUGGUUCCGUGGAGCUGUUACCGCAAGUGGAGGCUGUGGGAAGUGAGCUCAAUGGCAGAAGGUUUCGAAUUGAGAGUGGAGACGCCCUUGGGGAUAGAGAAGAGCGACUACGGCACCAUUCACAGCACACACAGCAGAGCCAACAGCAACACCAACAGCAACACCAGCAGCAGCACCAGACGCCGCCACCACCACCGCAGCAACCACCACCACCACCAUCGCAGACGUCGCAGCAACAGCAUCAACAGCAGCAGCACCAGCAACAGCAAAUGCAUCAUCAACAUAUGCAGCAACAACAGCAGCAACAGCAGCAACAGCAAGAGUCUCACCCACCACACCCACACCCGUCAGUGUUGGACUACAGGCGGUCAUCUUCACGACAGCAGAUGUACGGCUCCCCCAGCACUCCUAUUCUCGAGAACCCAGAGUACCAGACGCGGUGGUACUUUAAAUACUUCCUUGGCAAACUGCACCAGAACUACGUGGGCUGCGACAGUGAGAAGACCCCUUUCUUUCUGUCCGUGGUGCUGACUGACGCCAACAACCAGUGCGUGCCACAGUACCGCGCUAUCCUGUGGAGGAAGACGGGCGCGCAGAGAAUCAGCCUGAGCCAAGUGCCCAACAAACCAAUGACAGUCAAGCAGAUACUCAGCAACUUUCAGAAUAUGGACAAAUUAGAGAAAGGACCGAAGGAGAUUUUCACCCAGGAGAUACAGAAGGAUCUGCUGCUGCUGGAGGAACAAGAAGGCUCAGUGAACUUCAAAUUUGGCAUCCUGUACAUGAAGAGUGGGCAGACUUCGGAUGACGAGAUCUUGAGUAAUGAGGCGGCCAGUCGGCACUUUGAUCAAUUCCUGGGCCUGCUGGGACAAAGGAUACGCCUCCGACACUGGGACAAGUAUAGGGGAGGCCUCGAUGUGAAGGGUGACAUGACAGGCAAACACUCCAUCUACACGAUCUAUGAAGGGCACGAGAUAAUGUUUCACGUGUCUACGAUGUUGCCAUUCUCUAAGGACAACAAACAGCAGGUCGAGAGAAAACGGCAUAUUGGCAACGAUAUAGUCAACAUUGUCUUCUUAGAUGGAGGACCCGAGGACAUGGCUUCCUUCUCCCCUUCCUUCAUCAAGUCACAGUUUACACACGUGUUCGCCCUCGUGUCCUUCGCUGCAGAGGAAGACGCCUAUCGCCUCCAUGUAUACUCAGAGGAGACUGUGCCGCUGUUUGGACCCUCGCUUCCUUGCCCGCCUGUCUUCUACAACCACGAGGAGUUCAGAGAGUUCCUGCUGGUGAAGUUGAUCAACGGGGAGAAGGCAACGUUUAACACACCAACGUUUUCUCAGAAGAGGGAGCGAACGUUGGACAUGCUGAUCAAGGACUUGUUUCAGGAGCACAUUAAUGACAGCAGAGGGACAAUGUUGAACCGCCGAGCAUUCAGUGACGUGCUGCCAGACCCGCCACGUUCGUCACGCCGUAAGGAAGAGGCAAGACAGGUUGAGUUUGUGCGGUUUGGUCAGGCACUGAAGCUGGAUACAAUCGUGAAGGGAGAUGCACCAACGUCUCUCGCCACCACUGGACUCUUCAAACGCACGUCCACCGAGGGUUCAAAUGGAUCUCCCUCGUCCAACACCGCUCUCCAAGCAAGGCCGUGGGAGCCCCAGUGUUACUACCCGGACUUCCCCAGCGAGGUGACCUGUGGGGACUCCUGGGGGGAAAGCCGUCUGGUCCUCGCCUCAGCUGAAGGGGUCUUCCUGGUAGAGGGUGAGGGCGUGGCACAUCGGCCUAUCUUCGACAAGAGUGUGCAGGUGAAGCAGCUCAGCGUGGUGGAGGCUCACGGAAUACUGCUGCUACGGGAACAGAAAGGUCGAGAUGGGAAGAUGCACGUGUUCCGGCUGUCAGACUUCGAGGGAGAAGAGGAACGGGUGAGGACAAAGGGAGACCUGAAGGAACACAGACUGGAGAAGACUAAAGGAUGCCACCUGUAUGCUAUUUCCAGGCCCGGGGGAUCGCACCUUAGAAUGGUAGUGGCGGCAGGGAAGAAGCUCCUCAUCCUUCAGUGGCGCCACUCUGCUGCCUGGACUGCCUGGUGCCCCGCCUCAGACACCGACACCGUGGAGGGCUUCCUCUUCCUGCGGGAGGUGUCACUGUCGGAGUCCCCCUCGAUCAUCACUCUGGUUGACUCGCCUCUCGUUUCCUCAGCAGGUGGACUCACGGACAACAAAAUAUGCAUUGGUUACAAGCACCAGUGGGACUUGGUGAGUGAGAGAUCAGGUGAGGUGAGCAAGCUUCACCACGUAGAUGCUUCAAAAGUCAACCUGGUGGCCGCUCUUGACAUUUAUGAAGAUGAUGAAGCAGAACUACUUCUCUGCUACAACAACACGUGUCACUUCCAGAAACUGUCAGAGGAAUGUUCUAACGAGUUUGAUUUUCACUGGAACUCUGUACCCGAAGCCAUUGUGUGUGCCUUUCCCUACAUACUUGCCUUUACUCAGGAUAGCAUUGAGAUCCGACUCAUCAUAAACGGCAACCUUGUGCAGACGAUGGUGAUGCCGCGCCUUGCCUUCAUCACGUCUAAGAGUGACAUCUUCUUCGCCACCACUGCACCAGAGUCCUUUACAAUGCGGCGAGAGAGAGUGAAGGUUGACCGCCUGGAACGGGACCCCAGCCUCUCCCCUCCCCCGUCCCCCCACGGCAAGGAGCACACAGUAAUGGACAGAGAUGCCGUGAAGCCCUUCAGAAUAUACCGCAUUCCCUUCCGCUGCCUGACGGGGACCUCCACAUGCGAGCGGAGGUGCCCCACGCCCUCCACGCCCCUCCACCCUCCAGUCCUGGGCGCUGGGGAAGAGCUGGGGGGCGUGGACGGGGCAGGGGAUGGCGGGGGGAGCAGGACAGGAAUGCAUCUUCGCGUCGCCGAUCAGCGCUAUGGCAGUCGGUCCUGUACAGCCUCCCCCACACAUCACCCGUCACCACCCACUCCCUUCCCUGGCUGCCCCCCCUCCCCAGUGUCCUCCAGCGGGCCGGCCAACACCAGUAGCUCCCCAACGCAUCACCUCCACCACCUCCACACCCACCAGAAGCCAAGAGACAGGACGAAUUCAUUAACGGUGGAUUCUGCUGGUAGUUUGCUCCACCAUCAUCACCACCACCACCUCGGACGCCCUCACCUCUUCCACUCGCACUCCCACACGCACCACCAGCACCACUCACCACCGCACCACCACCACCACUCGUCAGUCAAGUGAGGGAGGAUGUGUCUGUCUGUCUGUCCCUUGUGGUUACUCACUCUUCCACUUCCACUGUUCUGAGUGAAUGUGGAGUGUGUUUCCAUUCUCCAGGAGUUUAUUGGAGUAUACCUGGUCGUGCCUGUUAUCCUCCACCUCCUCCACCUCGUCCGCUUCCUGCAAAUCCUCCUCCUCCUCCUCCUCCUCCUCCUCCUCCUCCUCCUCCUCCUCCUCCAUAUUCUCGUUGCCUUUCGAGUUUAGAGUUGUUACCCCUUGAUUCCUCGUCCAGCGUUCGUUUUCUUUGUACUCGCCUCAUCUCGUUUUCUGUCACGACGAGUAUGAAAGUAUUUUUAUCUCCAGGCAUUGUUUGUUCCAUAUUACCUCAUGUGUGUGUGUGUGUGUGUGUGUGUGUGUGUGUGUGUGU
This is a messenger RNA of Portunus trituberculatus (swimming crab), 5849 nucleotides long. RefSeq names its product GTPase-activating Rap/Ran-GAP domain-like protein 3. NCBI's taxonomy places the organism in Eukaryota, Metazoa, Arthropoda, Malacostraca, Decapoda, Portunidae. The transcript is spliced from 28 exons. The record is from RefSeq and is a predicted model, not a curated record. Gene Ontology annotation, cellular component: cytoplasm. Gene Ontology annotation, biological process: activation of GTPase activity; regulation of small GTPase mediated signal transduction. Gene Ontology annotation, molecular function: GTPase activator activity. Bases 2045 to 5446 code for a protein of 1133 amino acids.